CGGCUGCGCGCGGCGCGGCGGCGUCUCCUCAAUGGGGCCGCGCGCGCGGCGCCAGGUUUAGCGAGGAGGGCACAACGGAGAGGACAGAAACUGGAUGGCUUCUACGGUGAGCCUGGGCAAGGAAACAUUAUUGGAAGAUGGAAUGCCACCUGCAAAAAAGCCCAGGAAGCUGUUGCCAAGCCUCAAAACCAAGAAGCCUCGGGAACUUGUAUUGGUGAUUGGGACAGGAAUUAGUGCUGCAGUUGCUCCCCAGGUCCCAGCACUGAAGUCCUGGAAGGGGCUGAUUCAGGCCCUCCUGGAUGCUGCUAUUGACUUUGAUCUCCUGGAAGAUGAAGAGAGCAAACGAUUCCAGAAGUGUCUUCAUGAAGACAAGAAUCUGGUUCAUGUUGCCCACGACCUUAUUCAGAAGCUGUCUCCGCGCACAAGCAACGUUCGCUCAACCUUUUUCAAGGACUGUUUAUAUGAGGUGUUUGAUGACCUGGAAUCCAAAAUGGAAGAUUCUGGGAAGCAGCUGCUUCAGUCUGUACUUCACUUGAUGGAAAACGGGGCCCUUGUGUUAACCACAAACUUUGAUAACCUGCUGGAGCUGUAUGCAGCACACCAGGGGAAGCACCUUGAGUCUCUUGACCUGACUGAUGAAAAGAAGGUGCUGGAGUGGGCACAAGAGAAGAGGAAGCUCAGUGUCCUGCACAUCCACGGCGUCUACACCAACCCCAGCGGCAUCGUCCUGCACCCGGCCGGCUACCAGAACGUUCUGCGCAACACCGAGGUCAUGCGAGAGAUUCAGAAGCUGUAUGAAAAUAAGUCCUUCCUCUUCUUGGGCUGUGGUUGGACAGUUGAUGACACCACGUUUCAGGCCCUGUUUUUAGAGGCUGUCAAGCACAAGUCAGACCUGGAGCACUUCAUGCUGGUGCGAAGGGGGGAUGUGGAUGAGUUCAAGAAACUCCGUGAGAACAUGCUGGACAAAGGGAUCAAAGUGAUUUCCUAUGGAGACGAAUACACUGACUUGCCGGAGUACUUUGAGCGGCUGACAAGCGAGAUUGCCAUGCGGGGCCGCACAGGUGUGCCCAAGGAGGGGCAGCAGCUGAACGGCUCUGCCGCUGCCCACGCCGAGGUAAAAGCCUUUGCUUCCACACAGGAUGCAGCCCCUGAGCCUCAGCCCUGCCCAGGCCCUGAGCCGUGGCAGGGGCUCCUGGGGCAGGCCCAAGCCAGGCCCGCAGCCCUCAGAGGGGCCGGAACCCACCACUGUCCACUGCUGUCCAGCACCGAGCCAGGACCCUUCCGGCAGGGAAGAGGCCAGGACAGAGUCUCCAUGGAUGAACACCUGGUCUAACAUAGUAAUUGUGAUUUUACUGGGGCUGCAUGUGCCUGUGGAGCGCAGCGUCCCCCAGGGAGCUGCAGCCUCCUCUUAACUUCAUACCUAGUGCUUUUAUAUUCUGUAUUUCAAUUAAAAAAUGAAACUUGAGCUUUUUUUUUUUUUUACUGGAAGCUCUAGUUUUCUAGUCCUGUCUUUUUACUGUACAGUAUUUUGUAUGUUGAAGUUGUAUUAA
This is a messenger RNA of Pseudopodoces humilis (Tibetan ground-tit), 1550 nucleotides long. It is a transcript of the gene SIRAL1, whose product is annotated as SIR2 antiphage like 1. NCBI's taxonomy places the organism in Eukaryota, Metazoa, Chordata, Aves, Passeriformes, Paridae. The record is from RefSeq and is a predicted model, not a curated record.